Opisthorchis viverrini is the source of this 1170-nucleotide messenger RNA. RefSeq lists its product as hypothetical. Gene Ontology annotation, molecular function: monoatomic cation channel activity. NCBI's taxonomy places the organism in Eukaryota, Metazoa, Platyhelminthes, Trematoda, Opisthorchiida, Opisthorchiidae. Bases 1 to 1170 code for a protein of 389 amino acids. Gene Ontology annotation, biological process: monoatomic cation homeostasis. The transcript is spliced from 5 exons. The record is from RefSeq and is a predicted model, not a curated record. Gene Ontology annotation, cellular component: axon; cation channel complex.
AUGCCUCAGUUCACUUACACCCGACCAGUGCUUCAUAGCUACUCUUUAAUCUUUUCCAGUACAAACUUCAGCUGCGACCACCAAUCCUACUGUCUUCCAAAUUGUUUCGAGCGGCAGCAACAUCAGUGUCGGGCCCUGAUGAACGGAAUCAAACAAGUUUAUGGCGCUGAAAUUGAGCACAGUUUUGUAAGAUCAGUCAGUCGCCAGAUUAAUACCAAUCCGGCUGAAAACGUUGGCCGGUAUAAUCUGGAUGAAUCGAUUGGUCCUGGUCGUACCAGUCAAGAACAGACAGAAGGUUCAAGUGACACAGACGAUUCUUCUCAUUUCGAAUCUACCGGCGAUUUGUCCAGUUCGGAUUAUGCUGUAAAACAUCGCACGCGUUCAGCAAAGGCGGGAUCGAAACUAGAGUUUCCCACCGUCCUUUCACAUGACAGUCUCAACGGACUCACAAAGACAAGUGAUAGUGAUGUGGAAACUGGCAGCUGUUUAUCACACCGUCUAGGAUCGGUAGCUCAACCGGAUAGUACAAAACCAAAGACUAGCAUUUUCUCAAAAGUGUCCAAACGCAAAGAACCGCAAUUUCCUGGACUUGGCACCCGAAGAGAGAGCACAACUAUUCUUGACAAACUACGGCUGCGAUCAAGCAACCGUCUGACAGUACACACCGUACAGGACCUCGAAAAUCCCGGGCUAUCUAGUCUUCUUGGAUUGGGUGUGUUAGCGGGAGCAGGGGCUGGACUCCUUCGUGCGUCCUCCAGUAGCGCCGGUUUAUUUGGCCUAGCAGAACCAGAAGAAUGUGAGACACUUCAAAUGCACAGACACCAGACCCGUAGAGUUUACAAACAACCGAAUAUGACUGAACUACCGAUUCAACGCUAUAUUCUUAACCAGGUCAAAAACAUGUACAGUAAUUCAUUCAAUCUAUUGAACAAAAGUGCAUUGUUGCUUACACAUGAGCAAUUGGAAAAAGUGGUCCCGCUUGCUUGGGAACUUUUGUUGGAGACGGAGGAAGAACUUGUCUCCAGUACCGUACAAGCCAUUGGUUUGUUCGUUGAGCUUGGCAGUUUGCUUGAAAGCGCUUCAUCACUAAUCGAGUGCGUUGUUAGGGAGCGUGGUGGAGCGAAGCGCACAAACAUCAACCCACUACUGCGCCCCCUAACAUCUGACUGA